UCAGAGUAAUACAAAUAUUUUCCUUCUAUAUACUUAUAUGGCUAUUUGCUUCCACUGGGAUGUUUUGCAGCUUUCUUAUUUUUUCUUGGAUCUCCUUGAUUUGGAUGAGGAGGCUGGCAUGAUCCAGAAGUCAACUAACCAAACUGACUAAAAUGAGAAUGCUGAGGAACAAGCUAAUGCUGAGUCAACUAACCAAACUCUUAUGCCAGAUUUCAUGAAGCCAGCUCACGAUCAGUACGUUUACCGCCAUGCCAAUGGCUUGUGUGUGAUUGGGUUGGCUCCUUCCCACAUUGCUUUCAAGGAUGAAGGUGGAAUCACAGCCGUUGAUUUCAAUGUUGGAAAGUCUGAUCGCAGCAGGAUAAAAGUCAUUGGAAAGCAGAAGAAGCCAUUUCCUUGGUUUAGAGUCUCCUAUUUUGUUCUCUGGAGCUGUGGCUACGUCAUUUUUUCUCCUAAACCCUAAUAGUUCACCAUGCUUUG
Glycine soja is the source of this 477-nucleotide messenger RNA. RefSeq names its product FAM206 family protein CG9288-like. Lineage: Eukaryota; Viridiplantae; Streptophyta; Magnoliopsida; Fabales; Fabaceae. The transcript has 4 exons. Gene Ontology annotation, cellular component: nucleus. Bases 203 to 460 code for a protein of 85 amino acids. The record is from RefSeq and is a predicted model, not a curated record.